AUGCAUGGUAGGCAACGGAAUGUUGGAAAUGGGUACAGAUCUGGUUCGUUUGGAAUGGGGAUGUCUGGUUCUAGAAUGUCCCCUGACCGUCCUAUGAGAGGGCAUGGGUUCUAUGGUUCUGAUCACCAUCACUACCGUGGAGGGUUUAACCGUGGAUAUGGACGAGGAAGAGGACGCUCAAAGUCAUACCAGAAUCAGCUGCCUCCGCCUCUGCCUCCUCCAACGGUUCAUCGUCGAAGCGGUGGUGGUGGUGGUGUUGACGACGUUUUAAUGGAGGCAGGUCGUCUAGCAACAGAGUACUUGGUUUCUCAGGGUGCUCUACCACAAACUGUGCUCUCCAGGGAGAAUGGUAGUUUCAGGAAGCAGGCUGGUGAGUUUCAGAGCUCUAGUAGGUCAGAAGAAGCAGCAGCUCGAGUGGAUGUUUCGGCUGGGGAUAGAAGGAGGUAUGUUGAUGGUUAUAGCUCAUCUGGCUCCAGGAACAGGAGGUCUCAUCGUUUUGACUCGGAGUUCGGGAGGAGUGGAUCUUGGUCAGAGAGAAGUAGAGGUUUUGAGGUGGAGGCUGGUGAUGACUCUGUGUCAGGGCAUAGAGAAGAGCAGCCACUUGUGGAAGAUAUUGCUAGCUCGGUUCAGCGGUCUGGCUCUGGAGAGUUUAUGAGGAAGCGUGAAGGAGCUGGUGAUUCGGAGUCUGUCACUGACAAGUACAAUCUCCAGGAUGAGGCACAGUCUAAGACAUGUUCCUCGAGUGGUGGCAAAGAGAUAGUACAGGAUUGUUGUGAAAUCUCAAAAGUAUCUGAAGGUUCUUCUAGCAUGAGUGCUGGAUCAGGAGAGAUGAAAGGUGGUAAUGAGAACGACACUGCUAUCGAAGAUGCAUCUGUCCAUCAACGUUCUGAAGAUGCAUCUAUGGAUGCUGAUGAACCAUUCAGUGAGAGUGGUAUUGAUUUGGCAACGCUGUGUAAAUUUGAGAAGGUGCCUACGAGGACACGCUCUUCUCUGACUGCGAAAGGCCUAAAGCUUUAUAUGGGUCAAACAGUCAUGGAAACCUCUCAUAAUUCUGGACUUGUAGAAGAAGAUCAAACCGAAAAUCUAUGUGAGGCUCGAGGCCAGUCAUCUGGAAAGGCUGAUAGUACUGGUGAAGAAGAUUAUGACGACCAAGAUGAUCAUUUGCCUCUUGUUCAAUUCGUUGAGAACAGUAAAUGUCACAGGUCUAAUUCUUUCCCUAGUAGCAAUCUCAGGGACGAUAGUGAGAAAGAUUCAGGAUUAGAAUUGCCUAAUCUGCACAGAUCACUUUCCGUGGGGAAAGCAGGCGAGAAGAGAGCUGCUGAAGGCAGUGACUUGGAGGAGGGAGCAAAAAGACAGAGAGAGUGGGUGCCUUUGCCAGUUUCUGAAGACAACGACCGCUUCAACAUGUUUAAAACAAGCGAAACUCAAAGCGGUCCGGAAGAAGAAGAAAAGAUGAGCUCAUUCAACAGGAGAAUGACCGACGCUGCUGCUGGAAGGAUGGUGAGCCAUGAAAGUCUGGCUAAUAACUCUAUGCGCAAUAGGAUGCACUCUGGCAAAUCAGGUCCAGGGUAUGCUGAAGAACGUCAGCUGUUUCCUGCUUCCUUUAAGAUCUGUGACCUAAAUCUAGGAGGAGCAUCGGAUGUGAAUGAUAGCAAAAAAAACUCUGGUCAAGCUGUUGAUUUUGAUCUCUCAAUCAACAGCUGUAGUAAAUCUCUUGAGUUCGGUACUAAUACUCGGAUGAGCAAUGGUAAAGAGGUAGAAGUGAUUGAUUUGGACAACGAUGAUUCGCCAGAUGUGGUCAAGUCCCGCAAUGAUCCUGGAAGAAAGCAAGAAGCUGGUCCAUACAUGGGCAUCGAUGAUGUUCCAGAUUACAAUGAAGGGCUAAUGAUGGUAGAGUUUCUUGAUUCCUUUGGUAACGUUCCUCCAAUAAACCAGGGAAUCAGUAGUGUACCACAGGAUAACGCUGUUGGCUUACAAGACAGAGAGGGUGCUCUUGGGAAUGAGCAAGUACAAAAUAAUAAUACAGAUGAUGAUUCGAUAUUCAUGUCACUCGGAGAAAUACCAUUGACAUUCUUGCAAACUUGGGACCAGCCUCCGGCUCGAGGCUACGAGAAGCCUUUCUGA
Molecule: messenger RNA, 2124 nt
Organism: Microthlaspi erraticum
Lineage: Eukaryota; Viridiplantae; Streptophyta; Magnoliopsida; Brassicales; Brassicaceae
Source: the annotation of a GenBank genome assembly